Molecule: messenger RNA, 957 nt
Organism: Anopheles maculipalpis
Lineage: Eukaryota; Metazoa; Arthropoda; Insecta; Diptera; Culicidae
Exons: 1
Coding region: 1-957 (318 amino acids)
Biological process (GO): DNA integration
Molecular function (GO): nucleic acid binding
Source: RefSeq, a predicted model, not a curated record
AUGUACAAUUGGAUCGCUCGAUUCGGAGUUCCGUCCAACAUCACCACCGACCAGGGACGACAGUUUGAGUCCUCGCUGUUCAAAGUGCUAGCGAAUGCCUUUGGGACCAAACAUAUCCGGACGAUCGCCUACCACCCGCAGGCGAACGGGUUAAUCGAGGGAUGGCACCGUACCCUGAAAGCUGCAAUAUGCUGCAAGGACACCUCUCGUUGGAGCGAGUAUCUGCCACUAAUUCUUCUCGGGCUACGGACUACCUUCAUAAGUGACAUCAGUGCCUCGCCAGCCGAACUAGUAUAUGGAACGACACUCACCAUACCAGCGGAGUUCUUCAACGAGAAGCCGCUACCAUUAGUAUCUGAUCAGUCCGAAUUCGUCAGAACGCUACGGGAAGCGAUGAACAGCAUCCGACCAACGAGAACCGCCUGGCACUCCUACCGAACCGUGUUUGUUUCCCCGGAUCUGAGCAAAUGCACACAUGUUUUCGUUCGCAACGACACCGUCCGACCUGCACUAACAACACCCUACCACGGUCCGUAUCAGAUCCUUACACGAAAUCCUAAGUCAUUUCAGAUACUCCUACAUGGCCAGCCUGCAUUGAUUUCCAUCGACUGCCUGAAGCCGGCAUAUACGAGCGAUGAUGUUGGUUCAACCCUGCAGCAUCUUCCCCGCGACGAGCAGCUACUAACCAACCUUGGACACGACACGCCGACGUCUCUGACGCCGCUUUCAGAGCACCCUUCGACGUCCCGAAUGCCAUUACCCGAGCAACCGGUAACGUCCCGUAAACGCAUGCCGCUAACACGCACGCCGCCAACAUGCACGCCGUCGCUACAACGCACCGACACAACCACCAGCAACGCCCCACCACCGCCUAUCUUACGACACAAGGACAAGUGCGUAUCGAGCAGUGUCACCAGAUCACAGCGGAAGGUAACCAUCCCUUUGCGCUACCGAUGA